AUGAACAAGGUCUUCCCGCAGGGAGAGAAUGACUACGCUGCUGCUGGACCCAAAGCCCACCCUGGAGGGGAAGCAGGCUGCGGCCCCCUCUGCUGCUCGCGUCGCGGGGCCUGCCUCUCUGCCUCUCUGCUGUUCCUCCUGGCAACUCUGGCCGCCCUCAUCGCCUUGGUCACCAUCCUUGGACUCCCAUCACGCACCCCCAGAGCCCAAGCUUGUAUAACACUGACAAAUAGGACAGGCUUCUUGUGCCAUGACCAGAGGAGCUGCAUUCCAGCCAGUGGGGUCUGUGAUGGCGUUCGCACCUGUACCCACGGCAAGGAUGAGGAUGAGAGCUUGUGCCGAGAUGUGCCCCAGAGCCUCCCCCGCUUCCUCGUGGCCCACUGUGGAGACCCGGCCUCCUGGAUCUACUCAGACCAAAAAUGUGAUGGCACUAACAACUGUGGGGACUGCUCGGAUGAACUGAGCCCAGUGACUGUGUGCCCACCCUGUGGCCCUGGGUGGUGGCAUUGUCCUUCAACCUUCUUCAAGUACUGCGACUGUAUUCCGAGGCGUCUCUGCCGCGACCACAUACAGCACUGCUCCGACUGGUCCGAUGAGUAUGCCUGUCCCGGACCCUGAGUGGGCUACUCAGGCCAGCAUGGAAGGCUGGCUAGAAUGGCACUGAUAACCCUGCACAUGAAAAUUGAAUCCUAGCUCACAAGGGCAGGAAGGAGCCUUUGAAAUGGGAUCUACAACCAUUUCUGAAGAGGAAUUUUCUCUCCUGCUU
This is a messenger RNA of Mandrillus leucophaeus (drill), 766 nucleotides long. It is a transcript of the gene LDLRAD1, whose product is annotated as low density lipoprotein receptor class A domain containing 1. The coding region runs from base 1 to 618 and encodes 205 amino acids. The record is from RefSeq and is a predicted model, not a curated record. Gene Ontology annotation, cellular component: plasma membrane. The transcript has 6 exons. Gene Ontology annotation, molecular function: protein binding. NCBI's taxonomy places the organism in Eukaryota, Metazoa, Chordata, Mammalia, Primates, Cercopithecidae.